Molecule: messenger RNA, 1803 nt
Organism: Entrophospora sp. SA101
Lineage: Eukaryota; Fungi; Glomeromycota; Glomeromycetes; Entrophosporales; Entrophosporaceae
Source: the annotation of a GenBank genome assembly
AUGGACACUUCUGUUCUAACCCAAACUUCUUCUCAAUUAACAAACAAUACUAGUGAACUUCAUCUCGGAAGUUUUGGAAAAGUAAAACCAUACCAUAGCACCUCAGAUUUAUUUACUAGUUCUUCUAGUGACUUAGAAGAUCACCUAACAUUUUCUUCCAUUCCUUUAGAUUCAGAUUCCAUGUUAACAGAUAUACCAUCUUAUUCAAUCACAAAUCAUUCCUCAAAUAACAUUUCUUCUGUCAUUGCAAGUCCUGCACCUUCUUAUAUUGCGCACUUACCCUCAAAAUUAAAAUCGUUAUUUAAACUAAAUAAUGCUAAUCAUAAAAAAGAGCCUUCAAUUGAUCAAAUAAAUGGUGAAAAUGCAAAUAGCUCUUCGAAUAAAAAUAGAGAAUUGGGCUCUUCAGCAUCACUAUCAUCAAUUAUUUCAAAUGGAAGUGAAAAAAGUAUUUUAAAUAGUUCAAGUGGUAAUGUUACUAUUCAGAAUAGUCCUUUAAAAACUACUGAAAAAAGUAAAACUAUUGGACCUUGGUUUUUAAAAGACUCUUACAAUAAUCAAAAAUUAAGAAGAGUUGCUUCUGCGCCAAAUACAAAAUCUGUAAAUGAAAAUUUUAAUAAUAGUCAGCAACAAAAUCAAAAAAUUGGUGUAAAUGAUUACAAUAAUGUAAAACUAUCAGUACCAGAGAACUCUAAUAGCACUGAAUCUCAUAAUAAUAUACCAUUAUCAGAGAUGAAACGUUCAGGAACUUUUAAGCGUACUUACUCUUCAAAUUCUAUAAAGGUUAAAAGAGUUGAAGUUGGACCAAAUAGUUUUCAAAAAAUUAAAUUAUUGGGAAAGGGUGAUGUUGGAAAAGUUUACCUGGUGAAAGAAAAAAAAACCAGUAAACUUUUUGCCAUGAAAGAAAUGAUUAAGCGUAACAAAAUUAAGCGUGCUCUAGCUGAACAGGAAAUUUUGGCUACAUCAAAUCACCCUUUCAUUGUUACAUUGUAUCACUCUUUUCAAAGUGAAGAUUAUUUGUAUUUAUGUAUGGAAUAUUGCAUGGGAGGUGAAUUCUUCAGAGCUUUGCAAAUGAGACCAGGAAAAUGUCUUUCAGAAGAGGAUGCAAAAUUUUAUGCUGCAGAGGUUAUUGCUGCAUUAGAAUAUUUACAUUUGAUGGGAUUUAUUUAUAGAGAUUUGAAGCCUGAAAAUAUAUUAUUGCAUCAAUCAGGACACAUUAUGUUAUCAGAUUUUGACUUAUCGAAACAAUCACAUCCAGCAAAUAUGCCAGGAAUUGUAAAAAAUGGCCCAGGGAAUUUACCUCCUACAAUAGAUACAAAAUCAUGUAUAGCUAAUCUUAGAACAAAUUCAUUUGUUGGAACAGAAGAAUAUAUUGCACCAGAAGUGAUUAAGGGUUGUGGUCAUACAAGUGCUGUUGAUUGGUGGACAUUAGGAAUUUUAAUAUAUGAGAUGCUGUAUGGAUUUACACCUUUCAAGGGCCAAAAUAGAAAUACAACAUUUUCAAAUAUAUUAAGAAAUGAAGUAUAUUUUCCCGAAAUUGGUGGUGUUCAAGAUGAACACAAACGACUUGGAUCAAAAGCUGGUGCAUCAGAUGUUAAAGCUCAUCAAUUUUUUAAGAAUACUCAGUGGGCUUUAUUAAGACAUGCUAAACCACCAAUUAUUCCUCAGCUAAGCAAUGGAACAGAUGCUGUUAACUUUAGGAAUAUACAAGAAAGUGUCAGUUUAGAUAUGGAGGGUGAAAAAAUUAUUGUGGAAAUUAAUGGUGAUAACCCAUUUGAAGAGUUUAACAGUGGUAAAUAUCAUUAA